AUGAGUAACUUGGUUCACGGAAUUAAGGAAAAGACACCUAUGGGAUUCUGCGAUGUCCCACGAAAAAAUCUGUUCGACUUUUUACGUGACAUGAAAAGCAUUUCUGUCCCAAAUAAACCCAGAUACAAACCUCUCAAAAAGAUCCACCAGGCUGCAAGUGAGGGUGAUGUCAAGAGACUGCAGAAAAUGAUACGUCUUGGGAAACACAGUGUACAUGACAGAGACUUUAAGCAAAGGACUGCUCUGCAUUUUGCUUGUGCCUAUGGCAAGGUAGAAGCAGUAAGUGUUCUACUGAGAAAUAAUUGUGACAUUGAUGCCGUUGACAGAAAGUCCAUCACACCUCUGAUGAAGGCUGUACAAAACUGGACAUAUGGAUGCGUGCAUACAUUGCUGAAGCAUGGUGCUGACCCAAACCAUAGGGACAAAAAUGGCAAUACUUCUCUCCACUGUGCUGUGUCUGAAGACAAUCAGUUGCUGGCUAAAUACUUACUUAAGUAUAGUGCAGACAUGGAGCAAAAGAACAAGGAUGGCUUUACACCACUUUUACUGGCUCUCAAAGAAAACAAAAUAGAAAUGGCAAAAUUUUUAGUAAAGAAGGGAGCAAAUAUACAUGUAUUUGAUGAGAUGAAAAGAAACACACUCUUAUAUGCCAUAAGAUGGGAUGCAAAAGAUAUGGUUAGUCUCCUUCUGAAAGAAGGAAUUGACUUUUCCUUUAAAGAUGUAUUCGGAUGGACUGCAUUACGUUACGCUAUUGAAGGCACAAGUAAAGGUAGUCGGAAAAUCCUUAUGGACUACGAUGAAAAGUUACGUAUUAAAAAUAAAGAUGGCAGUCUAGAGUACAAGAAUUCUGAAGAAAAUUCAUUAGCCAAGAACCCCAGUGAUCCCACUUCUGGGUUCACCUUGCCCAAAUCAAAUGAGGAUGAUGAUGAUUUUAAUGACAAGCCGAGUUCUUCUAAGUAUGCUCCUGCCAAAUGUAUCAGUAACGUACAUGGGCCUGGAGGCCAAAGAGACAAAAAUGAAACAAAAGGAACAAUGGAAGACUCCUCUAAAAAGCAUCCUGCAUCAAAGGUAAUAAGAGAAAUAUUUUACAUCAUUAAUUUCAUACUGUAUGAAAUACAGAAGUUAUUAAUUAUCAUUUCCAACGCCACACAGUCUAUGAUUGAAAAGACAGAUGCUCUUGCAUAUGAAGAAUCACUGGCAAAUCAGGAGUCAAUGAAUGCAGGAAUUGACAAGCCACCAUAUUUCUAUUGA
Molecule: messenger RNA, 1251 nt
Organism: Alexandromys fortis (reed vole)
Lineage: Eukaryota; Metazoa; Chordata; Mammalia; Rodentia; Cricetidae
Product: ankyrin repeat domain-containing protein 7-like
Exons: 11
Coding region: 1-1251 (416 amino acids)
Molecular function (GO): protein binding
Source: RefSeq, a predicted model, not a curated record